UGCAUAUUUACAUUUCAUAUAAUGUACAAUUCCCAAAUCUAAUAGACCCAAUUCAUUUAUGUUUUGUCGUGUUGUGAUUUGAUUCAAAUUCUUGUUAGAAUAUAUGAUCAUUCUCAAGAUAUAUGAACCAUACCUUGGUUUAUACGGAGUAAAGAAGAAUAAAACUAGUGAGUGCAAAUUCUCAGCCCUUGAGGAAUUUUCUCAUUUCCCGCACAUCUCUCUUUGGUUUAUAAUAAUUAUUUGAAAAGGCAACAAAAUGAUUCAUAAUGUAUAUGCCUCAUUUCCUAACAGAUUCAAGGACCACCUCUCUUGUUCUUCCUGAUUUUCAUCCACAUUUCCAUUUUCCUCUCAUCAUCUAAUAAAUAAUUUCUCUGUUAGGUUUGUUUCCUCUCCCAGAAACGCAGCGUGAUUGUCUUCGAUUGCUAAUCGUCAACAUGGCAAAUGCAGUGUCUGGAAUGCAGGUGGACGACGACUGUAAGCUGAAGUUUUUGGAGUUAAAAUCGAAGAGAAAUCAUAGGUACAUUCUGUUUAAGAUCGAAGGUCAACAGGUUGUGGUUGAAAAGCUGGGGAGACCUGAUGAAAGCUAUGAAGAUUUCACCAACUCUCUCCCUCCUGAGGAAUGCCGUUACGCCGUCUUUGAUUUCGACUUCACCACCGAUGAGAAUGUCCAGAAAAGCAAGAUUUUCUUCAUCGCCUGGUCACCGGAAUCAUCAAGGGUGAGGAUGAAGAUGGUGUAUGCAAGCUCAAAAGACAGAUUCAAGAGAGAAUUAGAUGGGAUUCAAGUUGAAUUGCAGGCCACUGAUCCUAGCGAAAUGAGCCUCGACACCAUUAAAGCUCGAGCAUUCUAAACCCUCCAUCACCACCAUCAAUCUCAAUCUGCAUUAUUCCCCGACCCCUUCUCCAUGUUUUUUUCCCUUUAUAGUGAUCAUACUAGCUGUUGCAGUUCACUUCCCUUACCAUUUUUUUAUCAUGUUCUUUUAUUUAUUUAGGAUCAUACAGUCAAAAGGUGUAAAACUAUGCAUGCACCCUCUGUUUUGGCUGCGCUUUGUGAUGUAGUGAACCGAUUCUGAUGCAUUUCUUUGUAUUCCAACUGCAUUUUUGGAGAAAAAUCUUACU
Molecule: messenger RNA, 1116 nt
Organism: Cuscuta europaea
Lineage: Eukaryota; Viridiplantae; Streptophyta; Magnoliopsida; Solanales; Convolvulaceae
Source: the annotation of a GenBank genome assembly